Messenger RNA from Penicillium cosmopolitanum, 2163 nucleotides. RefSeq names its product kinase-like domain-containing protein. Gene Ontology annotation, molecular function: actin binding; small GTPase binding; protein serine/threonine kinase activity. Gene Ontology annotation, cellular component: autophagosome; cytoplasm. The record is from RefSeq and is a predicted model, not a curated record. NCBI's taxonomy places the organism in Eukaryota, Fungi, Ascomycota, Eurotiomycetes, Eurotiales, Aspergillaceae. The transcript is spliced from 6 exons. The coding region runs from base 1 to 2163 and encodes 720 amino acids. Gene Ontology annotation, biological process: peptidyl-serine phosphorylation; autophagy; autophagosome organization.
AUGGAGACGACUCAGACGAGGCUGUCGGAGCUGAUCAAUGAUAGUCAGAUCAAAGUUGACAUUCAGGUUGAAACCUUCACUGAUGAAUCGGGAACCCACAAAAGAUCCAUCGUCAGGCGGGGAAGGGAGGUCUGGACAGAGGGGAAGAUCAUUGGGAAGGGAAGUUAUGGCUUAGUCUCACUUUUUACGCACCAAAAGCGGAACGGUCAAGCUAAAGUGCAGGCUGUGAAGAGAAUUAUGAAGGACUCUCGGUUGACUGGCGGUGUAGACUUUAGAAAAGAGCUGGAUGCUAUUCUCAAGUUCUCUCUGGGAAAGUACGAAGAGUUUUUCGUCAAAUGCCAUGGGUGGUAUGCCAAUUAUGAUUGUGUGUUCAUUGUGAUGGAGUACCUCGAGAAUGGCGAUCUCGACACAUACACAGAGCAACUCGGUCGGCCACUUCCAGAAUCCGAAGUGAAAAUUAUUAUUUCCCAGAUUACGCAAGGAAUCGAGCUACUUCACCAGACCAAAUUUGUUCACAGAGACAUCAAACCUGCGAAUAUCUUCAUAGCCAGCCCCGGGCCAAACUGGGAAGUCAAGAUUGGAGAUUUUGGAAUCACCAAGCGGGUGAAAAUGGACAGCAGCCUGCGUACUACCGUUGGAACUCGUUUUUUCUGUGCACCAGAGAUCCAAGAUAUCUAUCCUCCUGGAACGAGGGAAGAUUCUAGAUACAACUACACUGAAAAAGUCGACCUAUGGUCUGUCUCCGACCUUGUAAAAUAUGUUGAUAGAGGAGCAAAGCUCAACUUUCCAUCUACGCCUGAAGUCAGCAAGCUCUGCUAUGAGUUCCUGGGGGGUACCAUGGCCCCAGCUGCUUUAGCGAGACCAUCGGCAAUAGAAGCAAUUGGACAUGGCUGGUUGAAUGAUGACUUUUCCAACUCCGACCCCAAUACCUUCGCUUUGGAUGCUUUGACCAUUUCCUCCGCAUUCCGCGGUAAAUCAGAUAGCCUGGAUAUACCUCCAAAGCGGAACCAAGCCGAAGGAGAACCUGACGAAGGCACUACCAAGACAUGGGCCCCCUAUGUGAAACACAGGGUUGAGGAUGAAAAAGGUAAUAACUCAAGGGGAUCAAAUGCAGAUACCACUGCCCAACAGGCCUCAAGCCAGCCGCAUCCGUCCCAACCUCCACUUACUGCCUCGGUGGAAGGCUGGCUGUCGCACUCACAGCCCAGAAGCAACAUGGAGUUGAAUCACCCAAUCGAGAUCUCUGAGUGUUUUGGAGGGGCUGAGCCUGUUUCGGAUUUCCAAUCGAGGAAGAAGGAUAACACAUGGCAGCAAGAAGCAGGCUUGCUAAUCGAUUCAACAAAGAGCCUUGAAAAUGCCCCUCUCAGCCAGACUUUCAAGGGUGGUUUAGACUCAUACGUCAAUGAUCUGAAGAACGAUUCCAUUACUACAAAUCAAUUGAGAGACCUACGGUCUCCUUUGAGUAUUAGCGAGUCGGCGAAAAGAUUCAUCGAAUUACAAGGCCAUAUUGCGCUAGCCAAUGCAUUCGACAAGAUAAAUCGUAUCAAUACAUGGUCGAGUCCAUCCACAUGUAUCACAACUGUCAUCUUGAGUCCUGAAGACAUGCAACAUGAAAGCGAAGUUGCCCGUUGCCUAUGGACUCUCGUACAGCAUCCAGAAGGCGUCAAUGAAGCGCUAAAAGCUCCGGAUCACCCUAUGAUAUUCACACUUAUCAAUGGUCUCAUCGCCUACGAUAUUUCCGCUCGCCAAUACGCAACCCAAGCACUUAUCAGUAUAUUGCAUCCCGGAACUUACGAGAAUAACUCAGAAGAAAAGGCACAUGUAGUUCUCCUAAAAGCCAUGCUGCAGAUCGAGCCCAGUUCGAAAACUCGUCGAUGCAACCUUUGGAUCUCAAACGUCUUAUUUGGUCUGAGCUUUCUACCUACGGAAGGAAAGAUUACUCCGCGGAACACGAGAGAAGAGUCCCAGGAAUAUCUUAUCUGGACCAUGAAGCUCAUCAAUCUAUUGGUCGAGAUACCAGGUAGUAGUAAGGAACUGAAGGAUAGUGCCAUGAAGAUGUUCAAGCAAGCCGGGAUCCGAGCUGAGUUUGAUGGGUUUUUUGAUAAGAUGCUUAUAUCUGCAUCAGAGGAUCUUAAAGCACAGACUAUUGGAAUAGGCACGUGA